This is a messenger RNA of Phaedon cochleariae (mustard beetle), 2146 nucleotides long. NCBI's taxonomy places the organism in Eukaryota, Metazoa, Arthropoda, Insecta, Coleoptera, Chrysomelidae. The record is from the annotation of a GenBank genome assembly.
AUUAUUCAUCGAAGACACGUUAAUUUUGUGAUAAUAAAUAUGGCUGAUUGUAAAGUUAUCGUGAAUAGACCAAAUUCUUCGAGUCCACCUCCAAAUUGUGCAAUCUGUUUGGGUACAUUUAGUAAUAAGUGCUUCUCUGAUUCAUGUAUGCAUCAGUUCUGUUUCAAAUGUCUUCUGGAAUGGUCCAAGAUCAAACCAGAAUGUCCCCUGUGCAAACAGCCUUUCACUAGAAUAAUCCAUAAUGUGAAAAGCAAUGAAGAAUAUGACGAGCAUGUUAUUGAAAUAACUCCUCCAGAAGAUAUUCACAUCGUUGACACUGAGGAUUUUCUGUAUCUUCCCAUUGGCAAUCCACCUCCUGCUACCAGACAUCACUUCCAUUUCAGAACCACUUUCACUGUUGAUACUCGUGGAGAACAUGCUAUACAACAGAUGCUUCUAACACAUCCACUCACAAAUGGAGGACAAAUUUCUGUAGGAUAUCCCCCAUCUAGAAAUAUAUUCCAAAGAAUAAGACGUCGAGAUUCUACCACCACUACAACUAGUUUCCGUCGAUCCAUUUACACUAGAAACUUAUGGGUUAGCGCUCCUCCAGAUGUUACUGGACGUUACAGAGAUAUAUCUCCAGCAUUUUUCCAGGAUUGCCCUGGUGCCCGUACAAGACUAGUACCUUGGCUCAACAGGGAGCUGAAUGCUUUGCUGUAUGAGAACACCCAAUUGGUGAUGAGAUUAGUGGACGUCAUCAUGGAUCACUUGCUUCGCAAUCACAUAUGUAGUCGGACUUUUCGAAAUUUGCUCUUCGAUUAUCUUGACAAUAAAACGGACCAUUUCAUCCACGAGUUUUAUAAUUUCAUGAGGUCCCCGUUCGAUAUGAUAGGAUAUGAUCGUAAUGUGAUAUAUUCAGAGAGGCCUCAGUCUCCACUUCCACAUGUUGUGACUUUACAAGAUGAAAUUUCUGAUGAUGAAAAUGAUAGCGAUGUGAUAAUUGUGGGAAGCACCAACCCUGAGGAACCAGUUGUCAUAGAUCUAGUUAAUACGGACUCUGAUGAGCCUAUAUUGGUGUCUCAAGAGAACCCAGUGCCUAUUCCUUUAGCAGAGGAUAAUUCAGAACCAGAACCCGCACCUCGUGCUCCAAUUUUACCUUUGAAACUUAGACUCAAACACAAGAGGCAGUCAAGGGAAAAAAAGAAAGAAAAAAAGCGAAAGAAGAGGUCCCGACAUCACAGAUCAAGAUCGUCAACUUCAUCAAGCUUUAGCUGUCCUAGUGAAAGUUCUAGUGACAGUUCUGAAGAUUCAUAUAAAAGGUAUAAAAGGCGAAGAAAAAUGAAGAAACUUAAGAAAUUGUUACCCAAAAUAUCUGACAAUGAGUUGAGAGUAGACACUUCCUCCGACUCUGAUAUACCAAUUUCAGCACUCAUCCGUAAAAAGAAGCAACUCAAAAAAAGUAACAAGCCUGCUGCCAAUUUGUACAAAUCUUCCAAACAUGUGAAAAUGAAUCUUCUGCCGAAACCAACCAAAGAAACCUCUGAUGUGGGAUCAGAAGGUGAAUCACCGGGUGCGAAUGCUUUACCCACUUCCUCGAGGUAUACCUCCGAUUCAUUGGGUGUGGAAAAUGGUUUGUUCAAAACCGAGGAAAAUGACAGUGAGCCCAUCGAUUACAGUUGGCACAGAGAUAAAUCUUCGAGUUCCACGAAUGCUCCCUCAUGUUCUAAGUAUGCAUUCACCACAUCAGACUCCUCCCAGAAUAUAAAUGCACAGUAUAGGGUGGUGAGGGGUGCUUUGGAAUCGAGUGACGAGUUGAGUGACGACGACUAUCCCGCACACCAAGUAGUCAAGAGUGAAAUGAAUAAACUUUAUCCAGGAAAUGUAAAUUGUAAAAAAUAUUCCAAAAAUCGGGAAAGGCUGCCGAAUAUUCUGGUGAAAAGGGAGUACUGCUAAUUUGAAGUUCUAAUCAAAUUAUAAUUCAGGUUUUUUUAUUGAAUCAUGCGAAAAUCUGGAGUUUGACAUAAUAUAAUAAUUGAUUUGUCUUUUUAAGUUGUACAGUUAUUUAUCAAAAUAAUUUUAUAUAUUGUUGAACAAUAUUUCAUAAUUCGAUAAUUGAAAUUGUGUAAUGUGAAUAAAUUGAAAUCUGACUGGUAAUAAAUCUAUC